AUGGUACACAAUGAUGUUGUUAGGAAGAUGCAUGUGUUCGAGGAGAUUAAUGAUCUGAUGGCUCUCCGACAACUCCUCCGUACACUGAAUCUAAACUAUGUGCGAGGCGAGCAGAUCGGAUGGCUGAAAGAACUUCUUGAGCCGGGCUCGAUUGUAUCGAAAGCUUAUGAAUAUGCCUCGAGGCAAGCUUCAAUUUACCAGGGCCGGUUACUCGAAGCGAUACGUAUCUAUAUCAAUGAAAUGAGGAUCAGGAAGCUAUGGAGGAAGGACCUUCAUUAUCAUCCUUAUUCCACACCUCUACCACCACCAGAUCGUGUCUCAUCAACGCAUCAAGCACCAAAUGAUGAUCUUUCUUUGGAUAUUGUUACUAUUAGAAGAGCAUCCUUUGAUUCACAAGAACCACUUGACCACUACCGUAUUAGCCCACCAUUUGUUGAUGAUACCAAAAAGUUAACUCCCCAUUCUUGUCUUUCUCGUAAUGGAAUGCUCUAUCUACAGAAAAAUCAACGCUCCUUUGACCCACCACCUCUGAUGAGGAGUACAAUCAACGCCUCCAUUUGCUCUGAUCAGAAUCCAGAAAUCUUUGAAGAAAAAAGAACCAGGGAAGAAAAGAGGUCCAUUACUCCGAUUCAUCAGAGCUGUAACGUUGUUGUGUUUUUUGUUCCUGUACCGACUACUCCUACGGAUAAUGACAGGCGCAGAAGCAGCAGCAGCAGCAGCACUCAUAGCGCAGUCAUGUCAGCUGAAAGUUCAGUUUCCUCGUCCUUACCUAGUCAUGGAAGCUGGUGCGAGGAAGACAAAGUGUUUCCCUUGAAGAAAAGAAGAAUUAGCUUGGAAAGAUUCAUAAGCACCCAAGAAUCUAGUACAGUGGACAAACAGAAGCAAAACAGGAAGAUUGCUGAAAUGUGGGCUAGCUCGGUAAAUGAUCAGACUAUCUAUGGAAAAUCCAAACAUCAGGGUGAGGUUGAAAUCAACAGUGAUCAAGCAAUGGAGGAGAUCGAUUUGAUGAUGAGGUGCAGUAAGGUAAACGGGGCAAGAUGGAGAUGUAGCACACGGAAACUUGAAGGGCAUUCUCUAUGUAAGCACCACUUGAAUUUGCAAAGGAUGUACGACAGCCGUCGAUUUGGUGGCAGCUACAGACUAAGCAAUGCAUCCAAUGCUGCCAAAGAUUUUAGAGGUAGCAAGAAGAGGAAGAAGGUGAUGAUAAGCAGUAUCCUUGACCGGACAGUGCCUUUGCUUGCUACUGGAGACAAUUAA
Messenger RNA from Dovyalis caffra, 1257 nucleotides. The record is from the annotation of a GenBank genome assembly. Lineage: Eukaryota; Viridiplantae; Streptophyta; Magnoliopsida; Malpighiales; Salicaceae.